Molecule: messenger RNA, 1500 nt
Organism: Drosophila takahashii
Lineage: Eukaryota; Metazoa; Arthropoda; Insecta; Diptera; Drosophilidae
Product: prolyl 4-hydroxylase subunit alpha-2-like
Biological process (GO): peptidyl-proline hydroxylation to 4-hydroxy-L-proline
Cellular component (GO): endoplasmic reticulum
Molecular function (GO): L-ascorbic acid binding; procollagen-proline 4-dioxygenase activity; iron ion binding
Source: RefSeq, a predicted model, not a curated record
AUGCCAUUGUUGAAUCUGAAGGAAGAGGCAACUGGGAACCUAAAGAACUAUGCCAGUGCUUUAACGAAGCGUUUAUCGAAAGUCAAAAUGGCGAUUAAUCAACUAGAGGAUUUUCUAGAGCCCAAACCGUUGUCAAAUCCCUUCUUCACUUUUAAGCAAUCACGCGUAUUGCAUUGUGACUAUAGAAAAUGGUUGAAUUUCUUAAAGGAGAAACCCGGAUUAGGGGAAAUUUCCAAAUUACAAAGCUUACGACCUAUUAUGCCCACGAAAAUUGACUACGACGAGGCUCUUUAUGGCAUGCAUCGCCUGCAGUCAACUUACAGACUCGAUCCGGCUGAAAUGUCAGUUGGUUUGAUAAAAGGAAAGCAGUACAGAUGCAAACAUUUUAAUGCUAUGGAUAGUCUUAUGGUAGGCUCUGUUAAUUAUCUUGACGAGAAGUUCCAAAGCGCAGAACGUUGGUUUCAACUGGCCUUGGAAAAGUACUAUAGUGAUCCAACCUCGAAGCUGUUUGAUGUCUUCGGAAGAUCCGACGAUUUUAUUUUGAAACUGCUAAUGAAGGCGGCUCAGAGUUCCGGACGCUAUAAGGCGGCUUUGGAAUAUGCUGAAAAAGCGUUGGCCCUUAAUCGUAGCCACACUUUUUGGCAGCAACAGAUUCCCAGGCUCAAAAACUUGAGUUCGACACCCGAGUAUGUAACACCGGAACAACCCAGUAAAUAUCUAUUUAAACCUGCUUGUCGCAUGGAGUAUCCCGCUAAGAAAUAUUUGCGUUGCCAUCUUCUAUUCUCCUCGCCGUUUCUUCGCUUGGCACCGAUCAAAAUGGAAGAGUUGAACCUCGAUCCACCUAUAAAUAUUUAUCACAAUCUUAUUCAUAAUGAUGAAAUUGUUUUGCUUAAGGCUCUAUCGAGUCCACACUUAAAACGCAGCGAGUUUUACACCUCUACAAAUGAGGUAAUCGUAGAUUAUUCUAGCCUGCGCACUUGCAAAACAAUGCGCAUAAAGGAUAGUGCUCAUCAUAGCCUAAUGAAGAAUAUGAACCAACGUGUUAUGGAUGCCACAGGCUUAAGUGAUUUCGAGUCUGAGGAGCUUCAAAUUAGCAACUAUGGCAUUGCUGGGCAUUUGUAUGAACACGAGGACUCUUCGCAAACUGUGGAAUGUGAAUUCUGGAAAACUGGCAACCGCAUUAUUACAGCACUUUUUUAUCUAAGUGAUGUGGAGCUGGGCGGUGAAACUGUUUUUCCCUUUUUGGAUCUACGAGUCCAAACGCAAAAAGGAUCCUUGUUGGUGUGGUACAAUAUUUUACUAAAUGGUACCAGUGAUUGGAGAACUACACAUAUAUCUUGCCCCAUUUUAAUGGGAGAUAAAUGGAUUGCCACCAAAUGGUUUCGAGAAUAUCCCCAAAUGUUUGUUCGACCUUGUCCAUUGAAGAUGAAGCCAGUGCCCGAAUACAGUUAUAAGGCUGUUAAAAACAAGUUUUUCAAUUUUGAAGAACAUUCAAUAUGA